Molecule: messenger RNA, 1512 nt
Organism: Ascochyta rabiei
Lineage: Eukaryota; Fungi; Ascomycota; Dothideomycetes; Pleosporales; Didymellaceae
Exons: 2
Coding region: 1-1512 (503 amino acids)
Cellular component (GO): cytosol
Molecular function (GO): deaminase activity
Source: RefSeq, a predicted model, not a curated record
AUGCGUCCUCAGCUCAGUAUCUUGGCGUUUCUGUACCAUGCUGCCGCUACCGGCGCUGCUUCGGUGCUUCUGUCCAAUGCCUCGGCCAUCCUCACCUUCGACUCCAAAACUGAAGCGCUGUUGGUCCUCCGCCAUGGCUCAGUGCUGGUAGAUGGUGACCGCAUAACCGGUCUAUACGAGGGUGCAGCACCCAACAGCCUCCCUAAUAAUACCGAGGUCGUUGACUGCGCCGGCAAGAUCAUCUCACCCGGUUUCAUCGACACGCACCGCCAUGGUUGGCAGACAGCCUUCAAGACCAUUGCCUCGAACACAUCUCUGGCCGAGUACUUCCUGCGUUAUGGCGAGUACGUCGCGGGAUCUUACUUCACUCCGGAAGAUGUGUAUAUCGGACAGCUCGCUGGUCUGUACGAAGCCCUGAACGCUGGCACCACGACCAACCUCGACCAUGCCCACCACACGUGGUCCAACGAGACCUCCGAGGCUGGUCUGAAGGCCACCCUGGAUAGCGGUGCGCGCGUGGUCUGGGGCUACACUUUCCACAAUGUAUCUAACUUCACCGUGCCCGAGCAGAUAGCCAACUUCCGCGACAUAAUGGCGUCGUUCCCGUCUAACAACACCCUGGUCACACCUGCCAUGGCCUACGACCACUGGGCGUCCAACCCCUACGGCAAGGACACUCAAGACAUCAUGGCCCUUGCGCGCGAGUACAAGGUCUCGGCCAUGACGGCGCACUAUCUGGGCGGCCCUUGGGACAACGCCAACAGCCCGGAGCUCCUCCAGACUCUUGGUUUCCUCAACGACAGCAUUCCCGUCGUCUUCUCGCACGCCUCGUUUGCCACAGCCAUGGACGCGAAACUGCUGCGCGAGACCAAUCAGUACAUCGCCAACACGCCCGAGUCGGAGAUGCAUUACGGUCACACCCAUGAGCACAGCUACGAUAUCCAGGACCAGAUGGCGCUCGGUGUUGAUACCUUCUUCACCUACUCCACUGACAUGCCGACCCAGGCGCGUAUCUGGCUCCAGAGCGCCCGCUACCAGUCAUACAACCAGAUCAUGUCCCAGUGGGAGAUUCCGCCCUAUGACCCCAUGUCGGUCAACCAGGCCUUCCUCAUGGCGACGCGCAAGGGUGCGCUGGCCCUUCGCCGCCCUGAUCUUGGUAUCAUCGCCAAGGGCGCCAAGGCCGAUUUGCUCAUCUACGAUGGCCGCUCGCCCGGUAUGCUGGGUUGGGUUGACCCUGUGGCCGCUGUUGUCAUGCACGCCAACGUCGGCGACCUCGAGCACGUCCUCGUCGGUGGCGAGUUCAAGAAGCGUGACGGCAAGCUGACAGUCCCCAACUACGGCGCCAUCCAGGACCGCUUCCUUGAGAGCGCCCUGAAGGUCCAGGCGGCCUUCCGCGACACGCCCUAUCCUGUCAUGGAGGGCAGCUACAGCAGCGGUUUCCCUUAUGUUCCUGCCCGCGAGGCCGACAUCAACCGUGGCAAUGGCACCGGUUACGGCGAACUCUUCGUCUGA